AUGUCCAUUCCCUCGCCCUCGCGUCUGUCCUCUACUUCGAUAUAUCAUACCUUUUUCGAGAACACGUCAAGGAGAUGGAUUUUUAACGAAGCUGAACGACUCAAGGAGAGAUAUGUUGAAUUCAACCCAACAGAGCUUCGGCGGGUCGCCGGUCAGGCAAUAGAGCAAGACCAGUGUUCUUGCAUUGUGAAGCUUGCAGAAGGUGGCUUCAACAAAGUAUUUCUGCUCAAAGCAGCUGAUGGUCGCGAGGUGAUUGCACGUAUCCCCACGCCGAUCGCCGGCCCUUCCCGUUUGACCACAGCCAGCGAAGUUGCGACAUUGAACUUUCUGCGAACCGUUCUCAAAGUUCCUGUACCAAAGGUACUGGCCUAUUCAACAUCAUCAGAGAAUCCAGUUGGAGCAGAAUAUAUCAUAAUGGAGCGAGUACAUGGUGAAAGUCUCGCAUCCAGAUGGCCAACUCUGGAGACCGAGGAGAUGAAAAUUAUCAUGAAACAACUAGCACAGAUAGAGCGGAAUAUUUCCUCUUUCUCCUUCCCUGGGUACGGGAGCCUCUAUCGCAAGAAUGAUAUUGCAGGAGAAACACAGAUACCUAUAGAAGUGGAAGGCUUCUGCAUUGGCCCUGUUGCCGCACGACAGUUUUGGCAUGGUGAGAGGAACCAAAUGGAUUUAGACCGCGGUCCAUGGCGUUUAUCUGAGGACUGUUAUACUUCUGCAGCACGCCGAGAAAUGACUUGUAUUCUGCGCCAUGCCAAACCUCGGUCCCGACGGACAUUUCUUCUUCCAACAAACUACGACAUCGAUCCCUCUCAGCACACAUCGCUUCUCUCAAAGUUUCUAGAGAUAGCGCCCUUCUUGGUUCCUCCAGAGCCUGCCAAUAAUUCCCCUACGCUGAGACACCCAGACUUGAGUAUGACUAACAUUCUCCUGGAACCCGGUUCCAGCAAGAUAGCUGGGAUCAUUGAUUGGCAAGAUGCCGUUAUUUUCCCACUGUUUAUGCAAGCUGGCUAUCCGGCGUUUUGUGAACAUGACUUCUCGAAGCCGCAACGUUUGAAGAUUCCACAGCUGCCCGAAAACUUCAAUGAAAUGUGUGUGGAGGAGCAAACACAAGCCAAAGCCAAAAUGCGCAUGGAGGAAGCAAAUCUAUUUUAUCUAGCCGCGACUGGCUUGCAAAACAACGCCCAUCUUAAGGCUCUUCAGAUCCCACAUAUUGGUAUGCGGCAAUAUCUCUUCCGGCAAACAGGAUAUCCCUGGGAUGCGGAUACUAUCAAUCUCUCUGCUGCCCUUGUUGGUAUCAGUACUCCUCACGUUUGGAGCUCUAUCACAUCCCUACCGUGCCCAGUGUCUUUCAGUGACGAGGAAAGAGAGAAGUCAUUGGAGGAGUCGGCUGACUGGAACGAUUCUGAGAGAUUAUUAUCUACGAUUAGGAACCAUCUCGGCAUAGAUUUAGAAGGAGGCACUGAACCGGAAAAUUAUGAGUGGGCAUACCACAAAAAUCUGGAAUUCAGAAUGGAAUUCUUGCGGCAAUCUGAGGAACAUGAACAUGAACUGUGUUGGCAGAAUUGGCCUUAUAAAGACGAUGAUGAUUGCACUUCUCCGCUACCUGUUGAUUGA
Aspergillus bombycis is the source of this 1611-nucleotide messenger RNA. RefSeq lists its product as uncharacterized. The transcript is spliced from 3 exons. The record is from RefSeq and is a predicted model, not a curated record. Gene Ontology annotation, cellular component: mitochondrion. NCBI's taxonomy places the organism in Eukaryota, Fungi, Ascomycota, Eurotiomycetes, Eurotiales, Aspergillaceae. Bases 1 to 1611 code for a protein of 536 amino acids.